AUGAGCCAUGCACCAAAGCGACCAAGGAUUGGCGAGCGAACGAUGCUGGCUUGCAUCGGAUGCAAGCAGAAGAAGUUAAAGGUAUCUAAACUUCGCCUGGGAGAAAGCCAUGCCACUUACCAUGUGACUAGUGCGAUGGGCAAACACCGAAAUGCAACCAUUGCGUACGGACUGGAAGAGUCCCUUGAAUCACGGGUGGUCUACCUGGAAGCUCUUCUUCGAGAAGUCCAUCCAGAUAUAGCCCUGAGGCAGAACGAUCAAAGCGGGCCUGGCAAUGUGGAUACUGGUUCUUCCUUUGUUCUAUCAACUUCGCCUCAGACAACCGAUGCCUCAAGCUUCAACCAGUUCGUAGGUGACUCAUUCGGAGGAACCUAUACAAGUCCUCCCCCAAAAAGUCGUCAACCAUCAUCUCUUGAAAAGGCAAACGAUGGUGACGAUGGUCAGGUCGACCAUCUCUCUUCUGAGGUUGCUCUCCUGUGUCUGAAUGCCGCUGGUGGCGAACCACAUUAUUUCGGACCUUCGUCGGCCGUAUCAUUCUCGCGGAUUGAUAUUUGUGACAUGAACCAGUCAGGGGACAAUUCUGCCGCUGGUGAUAUUCCACUCUUCUUUGUCCUAAUGGUAUACGCUACUGGCUCUCUUGCAUUAAGUCAAAGUCAGCACGGUGCUGCGGCUAUGUACUAUUCCUUGGCUUUGGAUUACCUGCCUUCCGUCCUUGCGCUGAAUAACCUGGAAUCAAUCCAAGCUAUUCUAUGUUGUGCAAUGUACUCGAUCCGAUCGCCUAUUGGGGCCAGUCUUUGGUGCUUUUGGGUUGCCUAUGAUAUCGAUCGUGUCGCUGCCUUCAUCCUGGGGCGGCCGGUGGGUAUCCCAGAUGAGUUGAUCGACGCAGAGCUUCCUAUGGAUAUUGAAGAUGAGAGCAUUACCCACCAUGGUAUACUGGCAAAUCCCCGCGCUGCUGACGACCAGGUGCCAACAAUAAUGACGGGUACCCUGCAUAGCAUCAAGCUGAGACAGUUAUGGGCAAAAUUCCAUGCCAAUCUCUACUCGCCUCUGCCGCAACACCACAACUCCGGUAGACAAGUCGCUACUGUUGACAGUCUUCGCCAAGAAUUGGAAGAAUGGCACGCAUCAGCUCCCACUCACCUUGACUAUUCGUCCUCUCAUCCUUUAUCGGUAUUUGCCUCAGAUGAAUGGUUCCAAAUUGCUUACGACCAUUCAAUCCUCAUCCUCUAUCGCUUAUACAUUACUGGGAUUCUCGGUAAACGGCGACAAGGGCGCACUCAACACGAAAUAAACAAUAUCGACUCUAUUGAAGAGGAAGAGGACCUCCAAAAAGCAUUCGAGAACUGCUCCCGCUGCGCUCGUGAUAUAUGCGUGCUAUAUCGUCGACUCUACCAGAAAUCCACUGUUCAAUUUACUUGGGGGAGUCUACAUAUCUUAUUCCUUGGCGGCUUGACAUAUUUGUAUUGUCUGUGGCGAUCAUGGCGAGUACGCCAGCAGACGAAACAGAGCGAAGUGAUAAACACAUGCAUGGCCUGCACAACAGUCUUGGUUAUUAUAGCUGAGCGGUGGAAUCUGGCGACAUCGUAUCGCGACAUUUUCGAAGCCCUUUCCGAACGAACCAUCAACAUGAUCUGUGGUAUUGGAAAUUCUGCUAGGCCGGUGCCCCCACAAUCACAAUGGACUUCCCCGGGUGACACUCUUCCCCCUGGGCUCUCCCCAAGGGAUUGGAGUUUGGGAUUCGACGAUCUAGCUAUGCCUCAAGGGUCAGACUGGCUUAUUCAGGAGCUUUUACAAGAAUUUCCUGAACUUCCGCCGGAUGAGACCGUAAUUGGCCCGACAGAAAAUACCUCUCGUGCUCCAACAUUUUGA
Molecule: messenger RNA, 1869 nt
Organism: Penicillium arizonense
Lineage: Eukaryota; Fungi; Ascomycota; Eurotiomycetes; Eurotiales; Aspergillaceae
Product: fungal specific transcription factor domain-containing protein
Exons: 7
Coding region: 1-1869 (622 amino acids)
Biological process (GO): positive regulation of transcription by RNA polymerase II; DNA-templated transcription
Molecular function (GO): DNA-binding transcription factor activity, RNA polymerase II-specific; zinc ion binding; sequence-specific DNA binding
Source: RefSeq, a predicted model, not a curated record